UACAAAGACCAGUUUCCUUAUUCAGAAGUGUGAAACAUGAAGCCUCUCCUGAACUCUCUCUUACUUUUGUGUCUAUGCACCCGUUCAACUCAGGGUGUUUCAUCGGGCACACCUGUUGUGACACAGAGCCCAGAUGUUUCUGUCAGGGAGGGGGAGACUCUGAACAUCACCUGCUGCUGGACAGGGGAGUUUGAAAGAGGGACAGUUAACUGGCUGAAAAAUAAAACACUUUUAGAUAAUAAGCUUAUUUCUAAUAAGGAUAAUGUCCAAGGAUCUCUGAAAAAAAGAUCCGUCUGCUUCAACUUGACCUUUCUGAAUAUCACCAGAAAAGAUUCAGGAAGCUACACCUGCAAUUUGGCAGUGGAGUUACCAGCUGUCUUUGUGGCUGAAGGAAACAGUACUGUGAUCACAGUUACAGACAGAGAGGACACAUUUGAGGAUGCAGCAAAAGAGGACAAGCCUGAAGGUCUUACCAAUGUUUCAGGUAUGUUGGUCUGGGUCCAUGUCCUGAGGUGUCUGCCUCUCCUGGCUCUCAUCGUCACCUUCUUCUGCAUCAACAGGUGGGCGACCAAAGCUCAGCAACCCACAUCAGAUCCUGGAAAAACACGCUCCACAGCCCAAAGAGUAGAAGAAGAAGAGGGAAGAGAAGAGGAAGAAAUACGAGCAGAAUAUGACGAUGUAGAAUAAAUAACAGAAGUAAAAUUAAAAUUGAUUUAAACAAAGCUAUGAAAGACAAAAUAAUUAAAUAGUUUUAAUCACAUUAUUUCUAAAGAACCUGCAAAUUGCUAAAAAAAAACCAAAAAAAAACAAUUUGAUGCUGAUGUCUCCUCAGACGAUGUUUGAUGUUUUUCAAUGUAUGAUGCACAAAUAUAUUGUUGGUGAUGUA
Molecule: messenger RNA, 886 nt
Organism: Labrus mixtus (cuckoo wrasse)
Lineage: Eukaryota; Metazoa; Chordata; Actinopteri; Labriformes; Labridae
Exons: 5
Coding region: 37-687 (216 amino acids)
Biological process (GO): immune response-regulating cell surface receptor signaling pathway
Cellular component (GO): plasma membrane
Molecular function (GO): signaling receptor activity
Source: RefSeq, a predicted model, not a curated record